Molecule: messenger RNA, 2205 nt
Organism: Quercus lobata
Lineage: Eukaryota; Viridiplantae; Streptophyta; Magnoliopsida; Fagales; Fagaceae
Product: lysM domain receptor-like kinase 4
Exons: 1
Coding region: 128-2044 (638 amino acids)
Biological process (GO): protein phosphorylation
Molecular function (GO): protein kinase activity; ATP binding
Source: RefSeq, a predicted model, not a curated record
GGAAUUUUCUUAACAGGGAAGGACAACUUGAUCUUGACUAACUUUGUUGAAAUAAUAAGCCAAUGAUCAACCUACUGUCUGCCAUAAGUUCCAUAACCUUCUUCAGAUCUUUACACUUCAACCCACAAUGAGUUUCCUCUGCAUUCAUGUUUUCACAAUCUUUUUGUUCUCGUUCUGUUCUUUGAUUCUAGCUCAGCAACCAUAUGUGGGAAAGGCCACAACAAACUGUAGCAACACAGAUAUUUCAACUUCUGUCCUUGGCUACUACUGUAAUCGCCAAAAGGACCAAAACCACAGUUGCCAAGCCUACCUCACAUUCAGAUCCCAACCCCCUUAUAAUUCUGUUUCUGCCAUCUCUGCUCUCUUGGCUUCUGACCCAUCUCAGCUCUCUCAAAUUAAUUCAGUUUUCGAGAAUGCAACAUUUGAAACUAACAAGCUUGUGCUGGUUCCAGUCAACUGUUCAUGUUCAGGUCAGUACUAUCAAGCAAACACAACUUAUGUUAUCAAACAUACUGAUACAUAUUUUUUGAUUGCUAGUAACACUUACCAAGGUCUUUCAACCUGUCAAGCUCUCAAGAAUCAAAACAAUAUUCAAACUAAAAAUUUAUAUUCUGGUACAAGAAUAACUGUUCCUCUUAGAUGUGCUUGUCCUACAAAGAACCAAACUGCUAUGAGUGUCAAGUAUUUAUUAAGUUACUUGGUCUUUGCCGGUGAUUAUGUUUCAAGCAUUAGUAAUAGAUUUAAUGUAAACACUGAGAGCACUCUUGAGGCUAAUGGGCUUUCCGAACAAAACUCCGUUAUCUAUCCCUUCACCACGCUUCUGGUUCCGCUGCAAGACCGCCCAUCAAAUUCUCAGACAAUAGCACCACCACCGCCGCCACCAUCACCAACAGCAUCACCACCUCCAACUUCCUCAAAUAAAAGCUCAUGUAAAAUAUGGUUUUACGUCCUUGUUGGGGCUCUUGGAGGAAGUUCUCUUGUAUUGGUCUUUGGUGCCAUAUUGUUCUAUGCAUUCCUCCGUAGAAGUAAGAAGAAAUCUGAUUCCACUAUUGUCUCAGAUGGCUUCAAGGCAAUUGAGAAACCAAAACCAAAAGAGGCUGAGGAAGAAUCUGAGGACUUCUUAAAGAUCAUAUCUAGUAUUGCUCAAUCCCUCAAAGUGUACAAGUUUAGGGAACUCCAGGAUGCAACAGAUGGUUUCAGUCCUAGUUGUUGGAUUGAAGGCUCUGUUUAUCGUGGCACGAUUGAUGGGAAUUUGGCAGCCAUUAAGAGAUUAAAUGGAGAUGUGUCAAAAGAGAUAGAUUUAUUGAACAAGAUCAACCACUCUAAUAUCAUACGCCUUUCUGGCGUCUGUUUUAAUGACGCUCAUUGGUAUCUUGUUUAUGAAUAUGCUGUCAAUGGACCCUUGAGUGAUUGGAUCUACAACAACAGCAAUGAUGGAAAGAUUUUGAGCUGGACACAAAGAAUACAGAUUAUAUUUGAUGUAGCCAGUGGACUUAACUAUCUUCAUAGCUUCACUACUCCUUCCCAUGUCCACAAGGAUAUAAAGUGCAGCAACAUUCUUUUGGACACAGAUUUCAGGGCUAAGAUUGCAAAGUUUGGUCUAGCAAGGACAGCAGAAUGGCAGGAAGGCCAAUUUUCCUUGAAAAGUCACAUUGUUGGGACAAGAGGUUACUUGGCUCCUGAGUAUUUGGAAAAUGGUAUUGUGUCCACAAAGCUUGAUAUCUAUGCAUUUGGGGUUCUCGUGCUGGAAAUUAUGACAGGGAAAGAGGUUGCUGCUUUGUAUGAGGAGGAAAAUAUGCAAUUAUCAGAUGUCUUAAAUGCUGUGCUUCAUGAGGAUGGACAGGAGAGACUGAGACACUCUAUGGAUCCUUCACUACUAGGGAAUUAUCCUUCAGAACUUGCGGUUUUUAUGUUCAAACUGAUUGAUAGUUGCUUGAAGAAAGAUCCAGUAGGUCGACCAGCCAUGGAUGAGAUUGUGCAGUAUGUCUCAAGAACCUUGAACACUUCACUGACAUGGGAAUCAUCUAAGAGCAUAGCAGGGUAACAGAGUUUCCGUGGAAGCUCUUAUGUCACAGAAGUUGAAACAGUAUCAAUCAAAUACUAUGUAUGUUGUACUGAUUAUCCUUCCACUAUAUAAGUUUAUCUGAUUUGCUAAAUUGAAACCGUAUAAUUUUAAAUUGCUUUAUUUUCUAAGAAAUAUAGCAA